This is a messenger RNA of Patella vulgata (common limpet), 2369 nucleotides long. RefSeq names its product cilia- and flagella-associated protein 157. NCBI's taxonomy places the organism in Eukaryota, Metazoa, Mollusca, Gastropoda, Patellidae. The record is from RefSeq and is a predicted model, not a curated record. The transcript is spliced from 10 exons. Gene Ontology annotation, cellular component: ciliary basal body; cilium. Gene Ontology annotation, molecular function: microtubule binding. Bases 158 to 1852 code for a protein of 564 amino acids.
AAUUGAUUAUUGACAACAAAUAUGGCGUCGAUUGAUUUAGAUUUUGUCUAGAGAUUUAUUAUUAAACGCUCAUGCACAUAUUGAAGGAACGGAAUAAAAAAUAACCUAACAUAUAUAGCAAAUUUUAAUACGAAAGAAAGACCAGAGUUAAUUCAAAAUGCCACCCAAGAAGAAGAAGAGUGGAAAAAAGAAGAAAUCCGGAAAGAAAUCUGGAAAAGCGUCAGCCUCAAAAUCCGGAUUAGAACAGCUGAAUGAACUGAGCAAAGAAUUUUUCUUGAUUCAGAUCAGAGAUCUAGAAAAUAGAUUAGGGCGAUAUCAGAAACGUUGCGAUGAAUUAUCAGUGGCUAAUGGACAAUUUCAUGAAAAGUUUGAACAGAUGGAUACAGAUAAACGGGAAAUUGUUGCCUUCUGGAAGAAACAAGUGGAACAAAAAACUGAUGAGAUUGCUGAUUUAAAUGAUCGUUUGGUUGGACUGGGUCAAGCUAAAGAUACAGAAAAAAGAGAUUAUGAAAGUCAGCUUCAACAGUUGCGUUCUGAAUUCCAAGAAAUGAAAGAUACACUAACAUCAGAAAAUAUGAUUUUAGGUGGCAAGCUUGCAUCUUUAGAAGAGUUCAAAGUUCAAAAGGAAGACUUAAAAGCUAAGUUUGCAAUGAUGGAGGAGGCUUUGGCAAAGAAAGAUGAAGAUCAUAAAAACAAGAUUUAUGAAUUAGAGAAAAAAAAUGUAAUAGAUAAAGAUAGAUUAAAGAAAGAUAUGAUUGUCAAGGUCAAUACAGUUGCAGCAGAGUUCCGUAAAGUUUCUAACAAACAAAUGGCAGAGACAACUAAACGUACAAUACGAGAAAAUGUCUCUAUUAAUGCCCAGCUAGCUAAGAUGUCUGACAAAACAAUGGAAUUAAUCCGUGAAACUGAUGAUUUUAAAUCAAAAGAUAAAAAGAAUAAGCAACAUAUUGAAAUGUUAGAAGUAAAUGAGAAAGAAUUGGCAAAGAAAAACCACAGUAAUAUUAAGAUGAUUAGAAUGUUAACAGAGAAAUGUAGAAAUCAAGAAGCUAUGAUCAGUGAAUAUGAAUUACGAGAACAAGAAUAUCAGGAACUAGAUAGUGAAACAGAAUUACUCCGUAGACAAAUAGAAAGUUCUAGAGAAGAGAUAGAAAAUUUAGCAAAAGAAAAUGAGAAUCUGGAAAAUCAAUUAGACAAGACUAUAGAAACAUUGAACCAGUCUCGAAAUGAUCGUACUAAGAUUGACCAAGUACUCAGUGAUACAGCAUAUGCACUUAGAGUAGCUCUCAGGAAAACUGAGCCUGAUGAAGAAGAUGAAUUAGCUGAUGAUGACUAUGAGAUUGAGAGAAGAGAUCAGAUGUUAGAACAACUUUUGAUAUUAUUAAACAGUGCCGCUGCUGUAGGUGUCGGCCCUCUACCAGGAGAUCUCGGUAAACGUUAUGAAGAACAAAUGAAAAGUUUUACUAAAUUGCCAAGCAGCAGAAUGGGAAUUAGAAAAGGACAAGUACCAAUGUCACCAAUCUCUAAAUCAGGAGGAAGUAUAGCUCAUUAUAGUCUGGGUGAUCUUGGCUUAAUACCCCGUCCUAAACAACAUAUACCCACCAGUCUGGAUAAAAUCAGAUCAUUGUCUGCAACAACUCGAUUAGGUUCGCUACGUAAGGUAUUAACACGAUCUGUAGCAAUCCAGACAGUUAGUGCACCCAAGGCUAUGUUUUAUGCCGAUCAACUGUUGAAGAAUGUUCCGACCUCUGCCCAAGCUGUUAUGUACACAAAAUUACAUGAUGAUAAACCAAAAUUACCAAUGGCUCUUGGUCCAAUAACCACAACUAAACGUCUAACAAGUAAAGCAUAUUAAUAUUGUUAAAUGUAUGCAAAAUGUUUCACAGUGUUGCCUACCAGUAGUUGUUAUGCCUGUUUAAUUAUUCAAGUAAUUCGCAUAUAUUGAAGAGUUUCACAUGUUUCACAUGUUAUAAAAUGUUUAACAUGGUAAUGUUGCAUGUUCAAAUGUAUGUGUGGUUUAAUGGUUGAGAGCGAGACAUUAAUUAAUAUAUUGAUACUGCAUGAGGACGUUAGCCGAGGGCUGUUUCAAUAUAUUACGCAAUGUCUUGCACAGACCAUUAAACAAUAUAAAAUACAGACACUAUCCCACACAUGCAUUUCAAUGAAAACAUCACGCGAGUCCAAUAUUUCAUCUGCUAAAAUAUAAAGUAUGUUGCCAAUAUCAAAGGAUGGCGUCACAUCUGUAUUUUGAUCAUAAAUAAUGAUGACUGUUACAUGUAUAUUUCACUUAAUUUAUUCAAAUGGUAUUUUAAAACAUUUUGUUAUAUAUAUAAAGAGUACUAGGACUAGUUCUGUAUACAAAACCUGCUGAA